This is a messenger RNA of Lolium perenne, 1118 nucleotides long. Its product is annotated as putative F-box/LRR-repeat protein 23. Lineage: Eukaryota; Viridiplantae; Streptophyta; Magnoliopsida; Poales; Poaceae. Gene Ontology annotation, molecular function: protein binding. The record is from RefSeq and is a predicted model, not a curated record.
UAGAUCAAGAUUCACAAAACCUUGUCGGCGGCAGCGGCGGCGGCAGCGGAAACCGUCUCGGCGGCGCAGAGGGGAACGCGCUACCGGAGAAGGGACGCACGCGCGCGCGACCAAAUCAACAGCGGAGAUCGAUCGAUGGACGCUGCACCGCCGCCCGUGCAGAAGGAGCCGCCAGCGCCUCGACGAUCCAGGGACUGGUCGCUGCUGCCCCUCGACGCGCUCGCCUCGGUCUUCGUCAGGCUCGGCGCCGUCGACGUGCUCAUGGCCGCCUGCCUCGUGUGCCGCUCGUGGCUCGACGCGGCGAGCGUGCCAGACGUGUGGCGUGUUGUGGACAUGGAGAGCCACGAGGCCGUGCUCACCAAGGACAAAGCCGUGCUGCGCGCAAUGGCUAAAGCGGCCGUCGACCGUUCCGACGGUCAGCUUCGGGUGUUCGCCGGGAACGAGUUCGUCACCGAUGACCUCCUAAAAUAUAUCGUGAAAAGUUCGCCGUCACUGGCUACCCUUCGCAUUAUAUCCAACUGCGAAGACUAUACCAAACAGCUCGUCAGUGUGAUAAAAGAGGCACCUUUGCUGGAGCUUCGUUGCCUUGAACUGGGCGACAUUAACCCCACCGUGGGAGAAAUGCUUGAUCUCCUCCGCAGCUGUCCUCUCCUACAGGUAUUUCGGGUGCGCGGCUACCAUUUCGACAUUUGGGUAACUGACGAGCGUGUCCCGCGAACGAAAUUUGCCGGGACCGAGGUCAUGACGGGCAAGUGGGGUGAUACGCAGUGGCGACACGUGGCAAUGGUAGAAGUAUGAGCCGACUGAAGUGGUCUAGGCUGAAUUUAGCUACUGCUCCAACUAUUGCUGAGAAUUUAGGCUCAUAACAAACCUAAUGGGCCAAAAUACCUCACUAAUCUUGUCUUAAUUUUUUUUAAAGAUUGGGUCCCCGUGAGGAUCCGCCAACCGUGAUAAAUAUCGGUGAGGAUCCACCAACGGUGAUAAAUAUCGGUGCUACGAUUCUGAUUUAGAGAUAAGUUUCCCUUUAUUUCGGAAAAGGCGGAAAGCUUUGUAUGUCAUAAAAGAUAAAGCUACAAAAUUAUCUUGUUAGGCCAUCAACCAUGUUUGGAAAGCGAACA